Molecule: messenger RNA, 4351 nt
Organism: Mus pahari (shrew mouse)
Lineage: Eukaryota; Metazoa; Chordata; Mammalia; Rodentia; Muridae
Gene: Cpeb3
Product: cytoplasmic polyadenylation element binding protein 3
Exons: 11
Coding region: 310-2469 (719 amino acids)
Biological process (GO): negative regulation of cytoplasmic translation
Cellular component (GO): cytoplasm; synapse; neuron projection
Molecular function (GO): mRNA regulatory element binding translation repressor activity; translation factor activity, RNA binding; mRNA 3'-UTR binding
Source: RefSeq, a predicted model, not a curated record
CCCCAGAAUUAUCUUGACUGUCUACUUAAAUCUCAGAUGCAUUUUUAAAGUCCCGCCCCCUCUCCAUCUCACAAACUCCUUCCCCUUCUCCCUCCCCACCUUCCUCCCUCUGACCUCAAAUCCAACCAGAAGCAUUUCUCCACUCUGCAGAGAAUUUCUCAGGCUCCCGUAGAGACCUGAAAUGCCAAGAAGUCAGUAAAUCACUUGGGCGGCAGAACUGGAGAGGAGAAAAUUGGAGAAUAAGCAGAAAACCCACAAUCCUUAGAGUAAUAAGAAGCAAACACUUCUAAAGGUUUCACUGCGCAAACCAUGCAGGAUGAUUUACUGAUGGACAAAAGCAAAACCCAACCCCAGUCUCAGCGGCAGCAGCAGCAGCAGCAGCCGCAGCAGCAGCAGCAACAGCUCCAGCCCGAGCCCGGCGCAGCUGAAGCCCCGUCCACGCCCCUCUCCUCAGAGACCCCCAAGCCCGAAGACAGUAGCGCAGUGCCGGCCCUCAGCCCCGCCUCGGCUCCGCCAGCCCCCAACGGCCCCGACAAGAUGCAGAUGGAGUCGCCGCUCCUGCCGGGCUUGAGUUUCCAUCAGCCCCCUCAGCAGCCGCCGCCGCCGCCGCAGGAGCCCGCGGCGCCCGGAGCGUCGCUGUCGCCGUCCUUCGGCAGCACCUGGUCCACGGGCACUACAAACGCGGUGGAGGACAGCUUCUUCCAGGGAAUCACCCCAGUCAACGGGACCAUGCUCUUCCAAAACUUCCCGCACCACGUCAACCCUGUCUUCGGAGGCACCUUCUCGCCGCAGAUCGGCCUGGCGCAGACCCAGCACCAUCAGCAGCCUCCGCCGCCCGCGCCGCAGCCGCCGCAGCCCGCACAGCCCCCGCAGGCACAGCCCUCGCAGCAACGCCGCUCGCCCGCCAGCCCCAGCCAGGCGCCCUAUGCGCAGAGGAGCGCCGCUGCCUACGGCCACCAGCCCAUCAUGACCAGCAAGCCGUCCUCAUCCUCGGCCGUCGCGGCUGCUGCGGCCGCGGCCGCUGCCUCUUCGGCCUCGUCCAGCUGGAACACGCACCAGAGCGUGAACGCCGCCUGGAGUGCUCCGUCCAACCCGUGGGGUGGCCUGCAGGCGGGCCGAGACCCUCGCCGCGCGGUCGGCGUGGGCGUGGGUGUAGGUGUGGGGGUACCCUCCCCGCUUAACCCCAUCUCGCCGCUCAAGAAGCCCUUCUCCAGCAAUGUGAUCGCUCCACCCAAGUUCCCUCGUGCAGCCCCGCUCACCUCCAAGUCCUGGAUGGAGGAUAACGCUUUCCGGACCGAUAAUGGUAACAAUCUGUUGCCUUUUCAGGACCGGAGUAGGCCCUAUGACACUUUUAACUUGCACUCCUUGGAGAACUCCUUAAUGGAUAUGAUAAGGACUGACCAUGAGCCUCUGAAAGGUAAACACUACCCUCCCAGUGGCCCACCAAUGAGUUUCGCUGAUAUAAUGUGGAGGAAUCAUUUUGCAGGACGCAUGGGAAUAAAUUUCCACCAUCCAGGAACAGAUAACAUUAUGGCACUUAACACCAGGAGCUAUGGGCGGAGACGAGGUCGGUCUUCUCUCUUUCCCUUUGAAGACGCCUUCUUGGAUGACAGCCAUGGUGAUCAGGCCUUAUCAUCUGGCUUAAGUUCUCCUACUCGAUGUCAAAAUGGGGAACGAGUGGAACGCUACUCUAGAAAGGUGUUUGUUGGAGGCCUUCCUCCUGACAUCGAUGAAGAUGAGAUCACUGCCAGCUUUCGCAGGUUUGGACCCCUUGUGGUGGACUGGCCCCAUAAAGCCGAGAGCAAGUCCUACUUCCCUCCUAAAGGCUAUGCUUUCCUGCUGUUCCAGGAGGAGAGCUCAGUGCAAGCUCUGAUAGAUGCCUGCCUAGAAGAGGAUGGGAAACUGUACCUGUGUGUGUCCAGCCCGACCAUCAAGGAUAAACCGGUGCAAAUCCGACCAUGGAACCUAAGUGACAGUGACUUUGUAAUGGAUGGCUCUCAGCCUUUGGACCCCAGAAAAACUAUCUUUGUUGGGGGAGUUCCACGACCCCUUCGAGCUGUUGAACUGGCAAUGAUAAUGGACCGUUUGUACGGUGGUGUUUGCUAUGCUGGCAUUGACACAGACCCAGAGCUGAAGUACCCGAAAGGUGCUGGGCGUGUUGCGUUCUCCAAUCAGCAGAGCUACAUUGCAGCCAUCAGUGCUCGCUUUGUGCAGCUUCAACACAACGACAUUGACAAACGGGUGGAAGUGAAGCCUUACGUGCUGGAUGAUCAGAUGUGUGACGAGUGUCAGGGCACACGCUGCGGUGGGAAGUUUGCCCCAUUCUUCUGUGCCAACGUCACCUGUCUGCAGUACUACUGUGAAUACUGCUGGGCCAGCAUCCACUCCCGAGCCGGCCGUGAGUUCCACAAACCGCUGGUGAAGGAGGGAGGUGACCGCCCCCGGCACGUCCCAUUCCGCUGGAGCUGAGCCCCAGGCCGCCACAGCUACAAGUACUGGAGUAGAUCACAAGGAGGAAAAGAGGGCACUGCCUCAGGGCUCACAGUGUUCUGGAAAUCUGUGCAUUCGUUCUCGAUUUUUAAAGAAGAAAUGGGUCUUUUUAUUAUUAUUAUUAUCAUUUACAGUCAUAUUACUGAACUCAGCGUCCAGUAUAGUGCAGAAUCGCAGAGUGUGUAUCGGUACCCAUUUGCACCUUUGAACUCACACCUUGUCUGCUUGGUACCUUGAUUUCUUACACCUGAUCUGUCUGUCACCUCCACGGUUACGUAGACUGCCAUUCUCACCCACAGCCGUCAGGUUGACGUCUGUGACUCUGUGUUUGAUGUUGUGUUGUCGUUGCUCUGAUUGGUCUUGAACUGGAGCACGUGCUUAUUUUCAGAGACUUAGAGAGUCACCCCUAGGACAAGACUUACCAAAGGCCACACAUGUACGUAGAGGCCGAUGUAGCAAACACUUUACAAUCAGCACUCAAUAGUGGGGUCCCGUAGAGUAAGGGUAGCCCUUAAUGAAAAUAAGCCUGUAGUUGCUCUGUACUUUGACGUGUAUGGACACCUCACAAACCGGGUCUUUCAUUUUCCUUCAUGUUUGAUUUUUGUUUGCUGAGGAUUUGGGUUAGAUCUUUUAGUGUUAUGUAAAUUUAUGCUGCAAUAGCUUUUGCUGCUAUUAAAAUGGUAUUGUUGAUACCAUAAUACUCUAUUCAGGAUAAGGUAUCAAUUACAAACAAAAACAAGAACCCAACAACACACUUUUGUGGUUUAGGGAUAGAGCCAGCUGCCGGAGGAAGAUCAUAUGAGACCAGAGAGAGCCAUCGGAGGCCGCCGUUCCUGACUGCAUGUUUACUUAAUGCGGUUGCUGCAUGCAAUAAAUUUUAUAUCCAAUGUCUAGUAUAAAACCUUCCCACAGUGCACAAAUUAAGAAUCUAUAUAAGCUAUAGAAUACUCAUUUUUUUUUUUAAAAAGGAUUUCUUUUUUCAUUCAAAGACUUGGUAAUCUGUGGGAGGAAGGCAUGCCUCAGUGGGUGGCCCGCCCAUGGACAGCGAGAACCCGUAACAGGACGACCAUUAUUACAGCCAAUAGAUAACCUAGUGUAGGAUGCUCUUCCAGCAACCCUGGGGGGGAUGAAGUACCGCGGUGCUCUGUUACAUAUUGUGCAAUUUAUUUUAUAUAGUAAAGUGAUUAUGUCUAACUGUGAUCAAACGUAACUGAAGCCUCUGCGUCAGCCACGACUGAGCCUGAGCAUCCAUAACUGUGUAUUAGCACGUGAGCUCUGAGUUAGGACCUCAGCUUCAGACCUCGUCUAGACAGCCAAAGAGCUCAUCUUAGCUUACAAACACUAAGAACACACACGGUAUCUAGAAUAAGUCGGCAGACUGACACGGAGGCACAUAGCUAAGGAGGCCACGUAAGGGUGAUGCUAAAGAAAUGUCUGCACCAAGCGAGACAGCCUGGGCAGAGGGGCCUUCUGUGAGACGGUCACUGCUUAGUUCCCUGGAUGUAUCCUGUACAGCUUGACUAGAGUGAAGCCCUGCUCGUGCUAGCAUGGACCUUUUAGUGUUCACUCCUGGGCUGCAGAGAGUAACGGAGACACACAGGUGAUUGCAAGACUCUGUAACGCUUGCUUUUUAAACCCUUCUUCCUUUGUUUUGAAUUCUGGGGACAAUCUGACUGGAUGUGGCACUGCAGAGUAGACAGAAGUCAAUGUGUCUUUUGUGCUGGGAUGUCCUUGUUCUGUCUUGAAGUUAGUGUUGUGUGGUUUUGUUAUAGUUUGUUCCUUUUUCUCUUUUUCUCUCCAGUGUUUAGUUGUGAAUACUGGCUCUCCAGCUACAGUUUGUUUUCAAAAAAAAAAAAAAAAA